CACAGCUACAUACAUGAUUUAUAUAUACACUGUUGUUCCAUCACAAGACCUUUGUCUGUUCCUUCCUUCUUUAUACAUAUCUGUCCUAUAAAUAUCUAUUUAAAAAGCCCUUUUUCUGCGUGGCUGCGUAAUAAAUAUUAUCUCUCUGAUUUUCUUUCCACGCUUACGCCGUUUCUUUUCUAUUGCCAAAGCAGCAGCAACAAAAAACAAUGCUUACGACAUACCGACCCUCCUCAUUAUUGACAUCAUCCAAUGUCGCUAAUCUUCCUGGUGCAACGCGAUCUUGUACACGCCUUGAUGAAAUUCUUUCAUCUGCCUCUUCUUCUGCUACUACCACCACUACUAUGGCAAAGUCAUCCACCAGCAAAAGUAACGAUAGCAACAAUGACAACAGCGACGACCAUGGCAACAAAAACUGCUUCAUUGAUAAUGCUGAUAAAUCAUCCCAGCAACAGCGACAGCGUCACGAAGAAUCGAUUGCUGAUAUAAUGGAGGAUGAUGAAGACGACUACUACGACUACUACGACGAUGACUCUACAACAACUGUGUUUCUCCAAUACAAGCCAUUCCGCUUAUCUUCAUUUUACCGUCGUCGGCGUUGCUCUCUUUUGGCAUCCAUGGACUCUUGUCGGAUGGAGACAAUAUUUGAAGAGGAAGAAGAACAAGAAUGAAUCUGCAUACAGCAGCAGUGUCCUUUCCCUCCCUCUCUCUCUAUCUCUCUCUUAUAGUAUCCUUACUAAUCCUCACUGUAAAUGUAUUAUUCAUCGUUACUCUUCUUCUUCUUCUUCCAAUCACAUCUUCAUCGUCUCAUUUGUAUAUACUUCUUUCCUUUUAUUCGCUUUUUUCUCCAUCAUGUUAUGUCGUUCUUUUUAUAAAAAGAAACCUUUUUUUCUUCCUUCCUUGGCCCCCGUGACAGCAGCCAGCCCCGCCGCCACCUCUCUUUUGGACUUUCAUGUGCAGCUUUUUUUUCCACCAGUGGUGGUCACGCGCACAAGCAAAUGCUACUCCUCUCUCUCUCUCUCUUACAAUACUUUACUCUCAAGUUGGUGUAUGCAAAACAAAAAGUCGUGUUUAUUCAUUUUUUUCAAAACGGCGGAAUGGAUAUAAAGAUGAUAUGAUGCUAUGUAUAUGCCACAAGAAGAUGGCUGUUUACAAGCAAGUUUUGAAAGUAGUAUUUAAAGAUAGAAAGGUAAUUAUAAGAAUUGAUCCACAUCCUUCCACUUGAAGGCAAGGAUGAGACCCAUCGCCGCCAAAAAAGAAAAAGGAAAAAAAGAGCGUCGUUCUUCUGGCUAACAGCUACGGAAAGCUACUCCUGGUCGUCGUUGUUCACACGCUCGACAACGGCUGCAUGUCGAAUCA
Messenger RNA from Zychaea mexicana, 1359 nucleotides. RefSeq lists its product as uncharacterized. The transcript has a single exon. The record is from RefSeq and is a predicted model, not a curated record. Bases 496 to 1107 code for a protein of 203 amino acids. NCBI's taxonomy places the organism in Eukaryota, Fungi, Mucoromycota, Mucoromycetes, Mucorales, Lichtheimiaceae.